Fusarium verticillioides 7600 is the source of this 2055-nucleotide messenger RNA. RefSeq lists its product as hypothetical. Gene Ontology annotation, cellular component: nucleus. The record is from RefSeq and is a predicted model, not a curated record. The transcript has 4 exons. Bases 1 to 2055 code for a protein of 684 amino acids. Lineage: Eukaryota; Fungi; Ascomycota; Sordariomycetes; Hypocreales; Nectriaceae. Gene Ontology annotation, biological process: positive regulation of transcription by RNA polymerase II. Gene Ontology annotation, molecular function: transcription cis-regulatory region binding; DNA-binding transcription factor activity.
AUGGCCCGUGUAGAGCAUGCUAAGGUGUGGGCUGGUCUCUCUGAGAUCGGCUUAAGGGACAUGCCAGGCCCCCAAGAAAUUGGGUCCUACGGAUUAGCGCCUGCAGCGCGAAACCUACAGGAGGGCGAGCACUGGGCUCUGGAGUCAGUUGUCUGCAACUUAUCUUCAAAUGGGCGACCAGUCGAGAGCGACCAGGAGGAAAUUUACUGGAAGCGAGCCUUGGUAUCAGAGGAAUAUCAUUGCCAAGAUAAAUUACUACCUCUAGAUCUGAAUAGGGAACGUGAGCUGGGUUUAGACCGUCGUGAGACAGAAAAAUCAAACACAAUUUCCUUUGUCGACGAAACAAACUCUGCUUCCCGCCACUCCCGUUCAACAGCCGCUGAAUCUCCGUCGUCUCAAAAUGGAUCUCAAUCAGAGAGUUUGGAUUUCGCUGCUUCUGUUUUGCAGACGCUAUCAAAAGAUAACACGCAUACAGCCGGCGAGUACGAGGCCUCUUUGGCUGAAGGACUUUCAGAGGAGCCCCCAGAUGCUUUUGGGACAUCCCGAGGUCAUCAAGAUCUUUCUCAACUGCCACUUACUUCAUCACCAAGUGGACCAUCAAAUCUUGCUACUGAACAUUAUGGAUCGGCAUCCCUUCCUGCUUUCUCAACGCAAUGGGAGCACGCCUCUCUUGAAGAGGCCACAGGAAACUAUGCGAACCCUAGCGGGACUGAUGAACAGUCACCCUUCAGUGGGUACGGCCCCCAGCUAUAUCAAGCAGAUACACUUCCUUCUAUGAUGAAUCUCGAACUGCAUAGUCCAACUACGCUUUUAAGUACAAGUUCGUCUCAGCCGCUGAGCCUGGAGGAAGCCUGCCUCCUUCGUUGUUUCGUCGAAAAGCUUGCAAGAGCGUUCGACACCACUGACAGGGAUCACCACUAUAUAUCGGUUGUACCUCUCCGCGCCGUGCAUAGCCCUCUUCUUCUCAAUGCUAUAUGCACCGCCUCUGCACGCUUCCUCACUCGUGUCUCGUCAAUUCAAAAUCCUGACAGCAUCAUCGAGUAUGCAGGCAUGAAGCUCCCGCAUCUGCAUAAGGAAUCGGCUAUACACUAUCAUAACAAAUGUAUUUCGCAUCUGAUGGGGGUGUCCGCAGAUCCGAUCAAUUCAUGCAGUGAUGAUGCUUUAGCGGCCAUUACCAUACUGAGAUAUCAUGAGCAGGUUGACACUCACUUUACCGGCACCGAUAACGAGACUUUCUCCAUUGCUGUCCGUGCCGUAUUCCAGGCUUCUCAGAACGACGCAGACGGGCUCCUGCACCUAAUUCUUCAACCUCCCCGCAGAUCAGAUGUCUAUGCAACGUCGCUUUCGUCUCUUCGAUUCUCAGCUUGUCUUAUUGCACUUCGUCAAGAGAUCUGGUCGGUUCUCAUGCACCGCCGUCCAUUCCGACUACCGAUCCUCCCUGUCGAGAACUAUGGAAUUUUUGAUGAUACCUCGGCCGCUGAUGACUAUGACUGGACCAACCGAGUUCUCAUCUGGUGUGCCCACGUCCUCAAAUUCUGCUACCCAGAUGACGACGACGACGAACAGCCAAUCGAUAACCGAACUCGGUCCCAACAAUGGGAAGCUAUCAAAGACUUCCAGAGAAAUUGGGACGAGGAACGACCUCCUCAUUUCGCACCGCUCUACUACCGCGAACGCAACCCAUCAGAAGGUCGAUACUUCCCCGAAUACUGGAUAACCAGUCCAUGCCAGAUACUAGCCCUCCAACACAUCGAACUAGCACGUAUAGUUCUUGCCGUGCAUGAUACCAAGAUCCAACUCGGCAUCGGCGGCAGAGCUGCGCACAAAGCACUAGAAGAGCUUAUGCGAGAAGCGACUAGACGUGUUUGCGGUUUGGCCAUGUCACAGAAGUGGUGCCAAGAGGGAAUGGUGACUGCUGCUGUUGGAUUGUCCAUGUGUGGCGAGUAUUUCCAAGAUCCGGGCGAACAGGCUGCGAUUAUGGAGUUGGUGACGUUGCUUGAGCGUGAUCAUGCUUGGCCAACCAGCACUUUGUUGAAUAAGCUUUGGGAUACGUGA